GGGUGAGAGGGAAAAAGAAAAGAGCAGGGGGGGAAUGUCUGAGUGAGUCUGAAGGAACCGGUGGGCAGGAGAGGACAGACGCUCGGGACGAGGAAACACUGGUUUAAAAAUACUCCCCCGGUGUCUAGAAAUAGACUCAAGCUUUUAGGACAACUUGACCAGCGGCAAAAAAAAGUGAACUUUUAUCUGUUUUGUUUUGUAUAUUCUUACAGUAGUUCUUUCUAUGCGCUUUUUCGGUGGGGGCUAAACGUCUGUUGGACAGCCGUGCGCAUUUUGGAUCAAAACAACAACACAAGGGAGGACAUAAGAGGACUUGUGAGUGUUGUCAUUCUGUUAAAAAAGGAACUGAGAGGAUCGGAUUCACUUUCCACAUUUGCGGAUAACCAUCGGAUCAUUUCGGGAUAAAAGCGCACAACUUUGGAUGUUUGAGAUGCGGUGAUGGAGUCCGGCGCUGUUUCCACCGUGACUUCGCCUCUCGUGAAGCUGCUUUUCACAGGAGCCAUGAGUUCGUCUAAAGUGUCACUUUUGAUCCUCACGGUCGCUUUAUGCGUUUGGAGGGACGUAACCGCGGGGACACUGACAGAUCUAGAGUUUGAGCGGAGUCCUGCUACUGUCAUCUCCUCUCUGGGCAAACCUGUUUGGCUGCACUGCGCCCUGACAGGGACAGGGGGCGAGGAAGAGGACCCUCCUGAUGUGCUGUGGCUGAGAGACGGUAUCCCACUGCAGUUUGCGGACACCAACCAGUUCCAAGUUCACACCGGCAGCAACAGUUGGACGAUCAUGAGCACACUGGGUAUUGACAAGGUCCAGCUUCUGGACAUGGGCUCCUACCGAUGUGCUGUUCUGUCAGAAAGCCACCAAAUUAUGUCCGAGGAGGGGGGCAUUCAACUGGAGGGCCUUCCUCAUUUCUCUGUGGAGCCUCAGCACAUAUCUGUCGUGGCCAACGUUUCCCUGAGCCUGAGCUGUGUGGCCCACGGUCCUCCAGAGCCGGUCAGGGUCAUCUGGCUGCAGGACGGUGCUCCUCUCAACUCCCUGAGCGAUGCAGUGGCCCUGUCGCCCUCCACACUCAACCUCACAGGUUUGAACAGGACCAGCACUUUCUCUUGUGAGGCUCAUAACCGCAAAGGUGUGGCCACAUCUGGAUCCGGAACCAUCACCGUUCUUCCAUCUCAGCCUCAGAACCUGACAGCUGUGGAGAUCACAGAGACCAGUCUCCUACUGUCGUGGCAGCCAGGGUUCGGUGGAGACUACUCCAUAAUCCACUGCACUGUUCAGGCCAAACACGUGGAAGAGUCCUUCACCUCAGGACCAGAUAAGAUAAUCCACCACCAGAACGUGAACAUCCCACCAGCCUCACACCUCAUCGGGGACCUGGAGCCCCACAGUCUCUACACUGUCAGAGUGGCCUGUCACAGCAGCCAGGGCCCGUCGGAGUGGUCGCCCUGGGUGGAGCUGCGCACCAGAGAAGGAGUGCCAGAAAACGCUCCUGUUAACGUGACGGCGACGCUGAACGGGACGGAGGUGCUCAUGACGUGGGAGGAGCCUCCAGGGAAGCUGAACGGAGAGCUGCAGGGCUACUUGGUGGAGUACAGCACACCGGACACUCAGCAGUUUGUCGUGGACGCUGGACUGGACAAUGAGCUUAUGGUCAAUCUGUCUGUCCCCCUGUCCAACGUGACCUUCCGGGUGUGUGCCUACACAGGAGCGGGAGAAGGACCCUGGACGCUCACACAGACCGUGACACUUAUUGCCCCCGAAAUGGAGGAGUUUAGAGGUCCGUCGUCGCCCCCUGCCUUUUCCUGGCACUGGUGGUAUGUGGUGAUGGCCAUUGCCGGCGCCGUGUCCAUAGCUGUGCUCAUGGCUGUUUAUGUGGCCAAGCUGCGGCGCAAGGAGACGCGCUUUGGAGAGGCCUUUGAACCCAUGAUGGAGAGCGGGGAGCUGGUGGUGAGGUACCGUGCUCGACGCUCCUACAGCCGCAGGACCACAGAAGCAACAUUGAACAGCCUGGGCAUCAGUGACGAGCUGAAGCAGAAGCUCCAAGAUGUGAUGGUGGACAGACAUAAACUAACCCUGGGAAAGACCCUGGGAGAAGGGGAGUUUGGCUCAGUGAUGGAGGGUCUGCUGACUCAGGAGGAGGCUGCCCUCAAAGUUGCUGUCAAGACUAUGAAGAUCGCCAUCUGUACCCGCUCAGAGAUGGAGGACUUCCUGCGUGAGGCUGCCUGCAUGAAGGAGUUUGACCAUCGCAACGUAAUGAGACUUCUGGGUGUUUGUCUGCAGACUGUGGAGAGUGAAGGUUACCCCUCCCCUGUGGUCAUCCUGCCCUACAUGAAACAUGGAGACCUGCACAGCUAUCUGCUGUACUCACGGCUGGGCGACUGUCCAGUGUACCUCCCGUCUCAAAUGCUGGUGAAGUUUAUGACGGACAUCGCCCGAGGUAUGGAGUACCUCAGCAACAAGAACUUCAUCCACAGAGACCUCGCUGCUCGCAACUGCAUGCUCAAUGAGAACAUGAAUGUAUGUGUGGCCGACUUUGGCCUCUCUAAGAAGAUCUACAACGGCGACUACUACAGGCAGGGCCGCAUCUCAAAGAUGCCUGUCAAAUGGAUCGCCAUUGAAAGCUUGGCCGACCGCGUCUACACCACAAAGAGCGACGUGUGGUCCUUUGGAGUCACCAUGUGGGAGAUCGCUACCCGGGGCCAGACUCCCUACCCCGGCGUCGAAAACAGCGAGAUUUAUGAUUACUUGAGGCAGGGAAACCGUCUCAAACAGCCUCCAGACUGUCUGGACAGCAUCUACGCCUUGAUGUUCUCCUGCUGGCUGCUGAGUCCAAAGGACCGUCCUUCAUUUGAGUCCCUGCGCUGUGAGCUGGAAAAAGCCCUUGAGGAUCUGCCGGACCCCCAGGACCCGGACGAGAUCCUGUACGUCAACAUGGACGAGUCCUCCAUGGAGCUCGGGGCCGUCGGGGGCCGUGACCCCUUGGCGAUGCCGUCCCCUCUCUGCCUGAAGGGCUUGGACUCUGUAACCACGGUGGAGGUCCACCAACCCAACCGCUACGUCCUCUGUCCCCAGCACGAGACGAACCGGGCCCUCUCCGACUCCCUGGAGAGCCUGGACAUGCCGGUGUCUUCGUCCACAGCCACGCUGCCUCUACAGGCGUCCUGCCACUCCACGCCCAACGCCACUCCAGCUCCAACACCCAACGUGGAGCUGCUGGAGGACAGAGAAGGGUCCAGAAAAGUUCCCUGGUAGUGAUGUCAUGUCCUCACUGACUGGUCAUUACCGCCAUUACCUUCACCACAGUCCAAGAACUAGAUCCCGUCUCUUGCUACUGACUGAAAGAAACCUGAUGUGCCCUCAUGCAUGUACAUAUUUUGCACACACACAUACACACAUGCCGGCGACAUUCCAGGGAAGUGAAGGAUAAGGACUACUUUCCUUUAUCGUCUCCCCUCCUGUCAGACCAAGCACAGUGUAAAUCAAGGAACGAUGUCGUUACUCACACUGCAGCACAAUCAGAGAAAUCCAUUCCCCGUCGCUACAGCAAUAAAAUACCACGUCUGUAUCAAUACAACUACCUGUAAACAACAGAGCGAUCUCCUUUAUGUCAUUAAGCUAAAAAGAAAACAAACCCACAAAAAUCAAAGAUCUCUGUCGGAGACCAGCUCAAGACACUGCCACACUCAAUCUACGAGUGAACCAACUCAGGAGCUCCAGCUUUCCAGAGACUAACACGGAGAACUGUCACCCGAGAAAACCUCGCCUGUACAAACCUGAGGAUUGAUGGGGGAGGAAAGGGAGGAUAGAAGGACUGAACAAGGAUUUGUAGGCUCAUACUCGUUUGUCACAACUUGAAGUGAAAUAUGACCUGAAAUGCAAUUCCACUUUGGCCUUUAGUGGCUUUUUUAUGUGAAGCUUUUGUGAAUGAGUUUGUGUCACAGGCUGACGUAUGAAAGCACAAACCAAUCACGCGUUUCCUCGCUGACAGGUGAAGUCACCUGCUCUCAAGGUCCGAUUCAACUGGUCACAGGUCAAAUCAUGAGGGUACAGAAAAGGAGAAAAGGUCGGCAGAUGCACUGAGGGUCGACACGGGCGAUGGACGAUUGGAGUGAAGCUCCUCACAUUUUGGCACAAGCACAGUGUUAUUACACAUUUUUGUACAAUUCUAUUUGAUGCUGAUCUUUUGUUUUUCUACAACUUUUGCACUAAUGUUUUUUUUAAAACUUUUUUUGUAUAUCUUUUGUGUAUACUCUCAGUCAUUAUCAAAAACCUUUCCACAUAUAUAACCCAUAUUUUCAGAAAGGCAGAGAACAAGGCCUGUGAAAGUGUCGAUUUCUGUCCAUGAACGCAGACUGGGAAACACACGACUAACCUCGUCAUCUGACAUCAUCCAGCCACUCUUUUUUUAUUCGAGUAUAUAUAUAUCCAGUUUAUAUAUAAAACCUUUUUUAUGCGAGCCUUGGCACUGUAAAUAAACGACUGUUACCGACAGAGUCAAGGAAGUAGCUGAAAACAAAAUGUACGUGAAGAUCGUCCAACAUAUCCUGACAUUGUGCAUGCACUUAUUUUUAAAGGGGACUUGACCAUGUUCUAACACACAUUUUUUGGGAGUACGACAUUUGUUAAAACAAAGCGCUGUGUGUCUCGGUUGUAUACGUGAAAAGGUACUUAUAUAUAUAUAUAUAUACACAGUAUAAAGUGGUAUGUUAUACGUGUAGCAUUGCUGAAUUCCUCAUGAAAAGAUGGUGUACGUUUCUUGCAAUGUCUUUGGUACUGUAAGCAAGGUUUUACAGUGGUGCUGAGGCUUAUAACGGACUGUAUAUAUACAGUUUUUACCAAAACUGUUUUGUACCAGGCGCAGUGUUUGAAACUGAUAGUUUAGGUGUUUUUGAAGUGUGGUUGUGUGAGUUACUGUCAUAUAAUCAGCCGGCUAAUGUCUGCGACAUCUCAAGAAUACCUUUGUCAGUUUUAUCUCGCCAUUAAACAGCCUUUUGUGACUCUUUACCACCCACACCACACAAGUCCACACAGAAAAUCGACGAUUUCACGUCACAGCACACAGAUGUUGCUGAUGCGCUACUGCCUGCAUCAUUAAUUUCACGUGUGUUAUUCUGUCACUUCUGUGUUUUAAAUCCGUUGUUUCGAUUUUACUCAAGUGGCACAAACUUACCAAAUGAGGCAGCAGUUGACCAGCAGCUCUCAUGUACCUGUAAGCUAGAAAUGCCAUUUUUUCCUAUGGAUUUUGGUGUGGAAGAGUGAGUGAUUUACAAAUUUCAGUUUCCAGAUGAGAGAGGCUGUCUAGUGGUGAGCUAAAGCAGCAAAAUACUACUUAAGAUAUCGCUCAUUUAAGCAGAUUUCAUCAGCCGAGCCUAUUGUUAAGUGGCUUAAGUCAUUUUGUUUGUGUGCUGCAAAGUGAGGGCGAGUGCUCGUGUCUCGUACCUCAUUCAACCACGUUUUUAAAAAUCUGAACCAUCAAUUUCAUUAAAAAGAAAAAAAAAGAUUAAAUUGUGAUGAAAUCUCAGAAUUUACCAAGUGCCUUCAGAGAGCCAGUAUUUGUGUCACAGAUGUGUGUGUGGCUUGUGUUUCUCCUGGUGUGUUGAAUUGGGAGAAGACUGUAUAAACUGCCUUUAUAUUGUCUCUGUCAUGAUUUAUAAAACAGAGGGUUUUUUUUAUAUAGUGCAUACAGUAUUUUGUAUAAGAAAUAAAUGUGUUCAUUCAUGAA
Messenger RNA from Solea solea (common sole), 5719 nucleotides. Its product is annotated as tyrosine-protein kinase receptor UFO. The coding region runs from base 439 to 3249 and encodes 936 amino acids. Gene Ontology annotation, biological process: multicellular organism development; cell surface receptor protein tyrosine kinase signaling pathway; negative regulation of apoptotic process. The transcript has 20 exons. Gene Ontology annotation, cellular component: signaling receptor complex. Gene Ontology annotation, molecular function: ATP binding; transmembrane receptor protein tyrosine kinase activity; protein binding. The record is from RefSeq and is a predicted model, not a curated record. NCBI's taxonomy places the organism in Eukaryota, Metazoa, Chordata, Actinopteri, Pleuronectiformes, Soleidae.